Messenger RNA from Acaulospora morrowiae, 1503 nucleotides. The record is from the annotation of a GenBank genome assembly. NCBI's taxonomy places the organism in Eukaryota, Fungi, Glomeromycota, Glomeromycetes, Diversisporales, Acaulosporaceae.
AUGUUGCGAAACUUCUCAAGGUCUACAGCGUUUACGCGUACUUUCAAGUUCCAUCCAAAAAUCUUUACUCGAAAGUAUGUUUCAGCGGAUCAGCGAGAGUACCUGAACAAACGUUUGGUGGAGACAGAUCCCGAAGUAUUUGAUAUUAUAGAGAAGGAGAAGAGAAGACAACGUGAGAGCAUAACCCUUAUUCCUUCAGAAAACUUUACGGCACGUGCUGUUAUGGAUGCUCUCGGAUCAGUUAUGCAAAAUAAAUACUCAGAAGGAUACCCUGGAGAAAGAUACUAUGGUGGAAACGAGUUUAUCGAUCAAUCUGAAUCUCUUUGCCAAAGACGAGCGUUAAAGGCGUUUAAUUUAGAUGAUUCCAAAUGGGGGGUAAACGUCCAAUCUUUAUCUGGUUCACCGGCUAACUUGUACGUGUACAACGCAUUGUUGAGGCCACAUGAGAGAUUGAUGGGAUUAGAUUUACCACAUGGUGGACAUUUGUCUCACGGUUAUCAAACAGGAUCCAGGAAAGUGUCAGCAGUUUCCGUCUAUUUCGAAACGUUACCGUACCGAUUGAAUGAAAAGACUGGUAUAAUAGAUUACGAUGCUCUUGAAAAAACCGCUAUUUUAUAUCGACCCAAACUUAUAAUUGCCGGCGCCAGUGCCUACCCAAGAAAUUAUGAUUACGCUCGUAUGAAAACAAUUGCCGAAAGUAUAAACGCAUACUUAAUGGCUGACAUUGCACAUAUAAGCGGCUUAAUCUCGGCUGGCGUUUUGCCUUCUCCAUUCGAGUUUGUCGAUAUUGUCACCACCACAACGCAUAAAUCUCUUCGAGGUCCGCGCGGUGCUCUUAUUUUUUAUAGAAAAGGCGUAAGGAAAGUUGACAAAAAAGGAAGAGAUAUCCUAUAUGACCUCGAAAAUCCCAUUAAUCAAUCCGUCUUUCCCGGUCAUCAGGGGGGACCACAUAAUCAUACCAUUACAGCCCUUGCUGUUGCACUUAAACAGACCGAAACUUCAAUAUUUAAAGAAUACCAGAUGCAAGUAUUGAAAAAUAGUUUUGCGUUUGCUGAGGCAUUCAAGAACAAAGGAUAUAGUUUGGUUUCUGGUGGCACAGACAAUCAUUUGUUGCUUGUCGAUUUAAGGCCCAUGAAAAUUGAUGGUGCUCGUGUUGAACGCAUUCUUGAAUUGGUAAAUAUUGCGGCAAAUAAGAACACUGUUCCCGGCGAUGUGAGCGCGUUUAUUCCGGGUGGGAUUCGCGUUGGUACGCCUGCCAUGACAACCCGUGGUUUCGUUGAACCAGAUUUUGAAAAAGUAGUUGAAUUCAUUCACAAAGCUGUGGAAAUAACCAUCGACAUCAAUAAGAAAGUUUCUGGAACGAAACUAAAGGAUUUUAAGGAUUAUAUUGGAAGGGAUGACUUUAAAGAAUCUUCAAUUGAUGAAUUAAGACAACAAGUAGUCGAAUUCGUUAAAAGAUUUCCCACUAUUGGUUUUAACGAGAGCGAGAUGAAAUACGCAUGA